This is a messenger RNA of Colletotrichum graminicola M1.001, 423 nucleotides long. RefSeq lists its product as uncharacterized. The coding region runs from base 1 to 423 and encodes 140 amino acids. The record is from RefSeq and is a predicted model, not a curated record. The transcript has a single exon. Lineage: Eukaryota; Fungi; Ascomycota; Sordariomycetes; Glomerellales; Glomerellaceae.
AUGAAAACCGUCAACGUCAACACUCACUUCUCGGACCUGGACGAGGGCUUCUACGAGGGCCCCAGCAGCCAGGAUAGUCAGCGGAGCGAAGAUAGUCAGUCCAGCGUCGCCUCCGACGACACCGUCGUAGACGACGUGGACAGGCAUUACAUCGUCUGGGACGCCACGCGGGCGGACUUUGAGGCGUGGGCGAGCGACCGGAUGCGCCGCCGAUGCCGCUGGCGAUGCUGCCGGUGCCGGUACGUCAACCGGAUGCCGCGGUCCCGGUUCACUAUGUCGCACUGCCGCAACCCGGUACCGCCCCAUGUGUCGGUCGGGGGAGGAGAGGGAGGAGGAGAAGCAAGCUGUCCGAGGGAUGAGGCGGGGGAGACGCACCUGGGGCCCGGGGAGUGCUGCGAAAUCCUUGUGCCGCGCGGUGAGUAG